Messenger RNA from Photinus pyralis (common eastern firefly), 1783 nucleotides. RefSeq names its product isopentenyl-diphosphate Delta-isomerase 1-like. Gene Ontology annotation, molecular function: isopentenyl-diphosphate delta-isomerase activity. The transcript has 2 exons. NCBI's taxonomy places the organism in Eukaryota, Metazoa, Arthropoda, Insecta, Coleoptera, Lampyridae. Gene Ontology annotation, cellular component: cytoplasm. The record is from RefSeq and is a predicted model, not a curated record. Bases 844 to 1581 code for a protein of 245 amino acids. Gene Ontology annotation, biological process: isoprenoid biosynthetic process; isopentenyl diphosphate biosynthetic process.
GUGUUAUAAAAUAUAAAAAAUGCGCUAAAAAUAAAAAUGAUAUUUUAUGUAUAUCAAAUAAUGUAGCUUUAUAUAAAACCAAAAAUAAUGGCGUAAUAUCUUAUUCAUUAGAUAACUAUAGUGGAAAAAAGUCUGAAAGGCCCUGGAAUAAUUUAAUAAUAUUUACCGGACAUUUGUUCGCAGGAAAGAGAUUUUCCUGGGAGGUUUGAUAACAAAUUGAAUAGUAAUCCUUCUAUUUGUGCAAAGCAAUAACACUCCAUUCUUAACAGUUCUCUAUCAUAUCAGUACCUACCUACAUAUUUCAAUAAAUGAUCUUGAAACUACAAUUAGGUGCUAUAUAUUGACUCAGGUUUGUGUGAAUUGUUCACACAGUUAUCGUAAAUUGUGAGAAAAAAUGAAAUUAAGUCUGGGUACGGUCAUUGACAAAAGUAAUGAUCGCCUAAUAGGUAAACUGUUCAGUAUAAGGAACCAACAUGUCUAUCACAUCGGCCUCCGUCGGUUUCUUCAGGGAGAGAUGUACCUUACUUUGGUGGUUGGCAUUUCUCAGUUAUAUUCAAAUGUUAGUUGCUUUACCUAUUCGGCGAUUAUUACUUUUGUCAGUGAGAGUACAAACAUGCAUUUUAAUUAAUGGCUAAAGUAACAAUGUCGCGAGAAAAAAAAGUUUUAAAUCGCCAAUAUCGCAAAGAAUUCAAAUAAAUCUUAUCAGGCGAUAUGCCGUGAAAUUCUAUGAUCUUUGAUCUUGUUUGAUGGUUUAUAUACAUGUAUAAAGGCCCCAAACGUGUUACAGUAUCCUAGUCUCAUUUGAACAUUUCGCGUAAAUUGAAUUGAAUUUUUUUUUCAAAUAUGAUCUGUACAGUUUUACGGUUGGGUACAAAAAGAUGCUGUCCGAAAUGGUCCUCGAAUUUAACAAGAUCUUGUUCAACACUGGAUCCAACUCAGGUAAAAUUAUUAAACGAGAUGUGCUUUCUUGUGGAUGACAACGAUAAAGUGAUUGGCACAGCUACGAAAAAAGAAUGCCAUGCUGUAAAAGAAGACGGUUAUCUCCCUCUACACAGAGCUUUUAGUGUCUUUUUGUUCAAUAAAAAAGGAGAUUUGUUAAUGCAGAAACGAGCUGAUACUAAAAUUACCUUUCCCGGUUAUUAUUCAAAUUCGUGUUGUAGCCAUCCUCUAGCAAGUGUCGCUGGGGAGGAUGACGUCAAUGAUGCUUUAGGAAUUAAAAAAGCUGCUAUACGACGGCUUAAUUACGAACUUGGAAUUCCCCGAGAUCAUUUGCCAUUGGAUCGAUUUGAAUAUCUUACACGAGUAAAAUAUAAAAUUCAGGGAGAUGGUAAAUGGGGGGAAUACGAAAUCGAUUACAUACUUUUUUUCCAAGACGAUGUUAAGCUAAAUCCUAACCCAAAUGAAGUAUCUGCAAUUGCUUAUGUUCCUAAAAGUGAAUUUAAGUCAUACUUGCACACACUUGAUGGUCCUUUGAGUCCCUGGAUGAACCUAAUAGUUAAAUACCGUUUGGCUGUUUGGUGGGAUAAUUUGCACGAUUUAAGUAAAUUUAAAGAUCAUACGCAGAUAUUCCAUCUGUUUUAGUUAUUAGUAUUAUGAUAAGCAUAGAAUUAGAUGAUCACUUAUAAUUAUCAGUUUAUUAAAAAGUUAAAAAGUAUUUCAAUAGAGCUUUUCUAUAAUUUCGGUUUAACUGGGUUAGUGGACCGUACUAUAUGGAAACAAUUAUAGCAAUAAAUGUCCCUGUCUUCCAAGUUAUCCUCAUUUUUAACAAAACUCAUGAAAUAGU